Molecule: messenger RNA, 1854 nt
Organism: Miscanthus lutarioriparius
Lineage: Eukaryota; Viridiplantae; Streptophyta; Magnoliopsida; Poales; Poaceae
Source: the annotation of a GenBank genome assembly
AUGUACCGUUCGACUUUAGCCGGGCUGAGUCCUGCAGCCCCCGGCGCCUCCAUGUAUCUGAGCUCAUGUAGCCGCUUGGCCCAGCCGUCGAAGAGCCCCGUUGCUCUGCCGGAGUCGGGAGAGUCGAUCAACGACGCCGCCCGCGUGGAGGGGGAAGGGGAGCGGAAGAAUGAAAAGGGGAAUGGGAUGGAGAGUAUGGCGAGGGAGAAGAAAAAUACACAUGAAAAGGAGGAGAUUCGCAAGGGGAUGCGGAAGCGGAAGCGGGACGAGGAUGAGAUGGUGAUGGAAGAGAAGGAGAAGAUCGCAAAGAAAGAGGAAAAUGUGAAGAAGGGCAAUGGUGGAGGAAUUCUGACUAACAAACUUUUCUCAGAGCUCUACAUAUCCGAGCUCACUGCCAAGGCGAUCAGAGAGAUGAACUACAGCCACCUCACCGAGAUUCAAGCUAGAUCAAUACCGCAUCUCAUGCUAGGUAAUGAUGUGCUGGGUUCAGCCAAAACUGGCUCAGGGAAGACCCUUGCCUUCCUUAUACCAGCAAUUGAACUGCUGCACAAAGCGUGCUUCAUGCCAAUUAACGGAACUGGAGUUAUUGUAGUUUGCCCAACAAGGGAGCUUGCUAUCCAGACACACAAUGUUGCCAAGGAAUUAAUGAAGUAUCACUCACAAACUCUUGGUUAUGUAAUUGGUGGCACUAACAUGAGAAAUGAAGCCAAUCAACUUGUGAAAGGGAUCAAUCUCUUAGUUGCAACUCCAGGCAGGCUUCUGGAUCAUCUGCGAAAUACUAGUAGUUUCAACUACAAAAGGCUACAGUGCCUUAUAAUUGAUGAAGCUGAUCGCAUACUUGAGCAAAAUUUUGAAGAGGAUAUGAAACAAAUAUUUAAACGACUCCCUCAGGAUAGGCAGACUGUUCUUUUUUCUGCCACACAGACUCAAAAGGUUGUUGAAUUUGCGAAUUUUACGUUUGGGCAAAAUGAAGAAAGACAAAGGAAACUUGUUUAUGUUGGAGUUGAUGAUUCUAAAUUAAAGCCUACUGUUGAGGGCUUGCAGCAGGGUUACUGUGUCAUUCCUAGCGAGAAAAGGUUUCUGGUUCUGUAUGCAUUCCUAAGAAGGAUGCAGCAUAGGAAGGAGGAUGUGAAGGUCAUGGUGUUCUUUUCAUCCUGUAGCUCAGUCAAGUUCCAUGCAGAAUUUCUAAAUUUCCUUGGGAUAGGGUGUUAUGAUAUCCACGGGCAGCAGAAGCAGCAGAAGCGAACUAGUACCUUCUUCCAAUUUUUGAAGGAGAAAAAUGGCAUCUUAUUAUGCACAAACGUGGCAGCUCGUGGGCUCGAUAUUCCUGAUGUGGACUAUAUUGUGCAAUUUGAUCCUCCAGAUGACCCAAAGAAUUACAUUCACAGGGUUGGUCGUACUGCCCGAGGUGACAAAGGCAAAGGAAGUGCAUUAUUGUUCUUACUACCGGAAGAACUGAAGUUUCUUAUUUACCUGCAGGCAGCCAAUAUUUCUCUGACUGAAUAUGUUUUCAGUGAAAAGCAUGUGCCAAAAUUGCAAUCACAACUUGAGAACAUUGUUGGGGGGAAUUACUUCCUAAACCAGUCUGCGAAGGAAGCCUACAGGUCCUACCUUUUGGUUUACAACUCACAUUCUAUGAAAGACAUUUUUGAUGUCCAUCAACUUGAUCUCAAGAAAGUUGCUGCAUCUUUCUGUUUCAAGAACCCUCCUAAAGUCAAUCUGGACCUGGACAGUAGUGCAUCUAAACACCGAAAGAUGAGGAAAGUGGACGGUGCAAAGAGGCAUGGAAUUGGUCCUUCGAACCCCUACGGAAGGAGAGGCUGUUUCGAUUCGAGGCAGUUGGCAAGAUUCUAG